Molecule: messenger RNA, 3690 nt
Organism: Rotaria sp. Silwood2
Lineage: Eukaryota; Metazoa; Rotifera; Eurotatoria; Philodinida; Philodinidae
Source: the annotation of a GenBank genome assembly
AUGAAGUUAUAUAAUUUAACUUUACAACGACCCGGUGGUAUAACUCAUGUCAUUCAUGGAAAUUUUUCUGGUCCUAAACAACAGGAAAUAAUUGUUUCACGUGGUUGUGUUCUUGAAGUUCUUAAGCCUGAUCCAAGUACAGGUAAAAUUCAUACAUUAUUGACAUGUAACGUAUUCGGUAUAAUACGUGCACUUCAUCCUAUUCGUUUAACUGGUAGUAAUCGAGAUUAUAUUGUCAUUGGUAGUGAUUCAGGUCGAAUACUUAUUCUCGAAUAUAAUGGACAAAAAAAUACAUUAGAAAAGGCAAGAAACGUACAUCAAGAAACAUUCGGUAAAUCAGGUUGUCGAAGAAUUGUACCUGGACAAUAUUUAGCUAUUGAUCCAAAAGGACGUGCCGUACUUAUUAGUGCCAUUGAAAAACAAAAAUUAGUUUAUAUACUUAAUCGUGAUGCACAAGCACGUUUAACAAUCUCAUCACCAUUGGAAGCACAUAAAGCAAAUACAAUAACAUUUCAUACAGUUGGUGUUGAUGUUGGAUUUGAAAAUCCGGUAUUUGCUUGUUUAGAAGUUGAUUAUGAGGAAUGUGAUAAUGAUCCAACGGGUCAAGCAGCAAAAGAUAUUAAACAAUCAUUAACAUUUUAUGAACUUGAUUUAGGUCUUAAUCAUGUUGUACGAAAAUAUUCAGAACCAUUAGAAAAAUUUGCUAAUUUACUUAUAACUGUACCUGGUGGUACGGAAGGACCAAGUGGUGUACUUGUAUGUUCAGAAAAUUAUAUUACAUUCAAAAAUUUUGGUGCUCAACCAGAUAUUCGCUGUCCAAUACCAAGACGUCGAAAUGAAAUUGAUGAUCGAGAACGUACUAUGAUUAUUGUUGCAACAGCAACACAUAAAACAAAAAAUAUGUUCUUUUUUCUUGUUCAAACUGAACAAGGUGAUAUAUUUAAAAUUACACUUACUCAUGAUGCAGAUAUGGGAAUGGUAACAGAAAUCCGUUUAAAAUAUUUCGAUACUGUACCUGUUGCUUCGGCAAUGUGUGUUCUUCGAACUGGUUUUCUUUUUAUUGCAUCUGAAUUCAGUAAUCAUUAUCUUUAUCAAAUAACUCAAUUAGGUGAUGCUGAUGAUGAACCUGAAUUUAGUUCAUCUGAACGACUUGAAGAAGAAGAUACAUUUUUUUUUGUACCACGUAAAUUAAAAAAUCUAAUAUUAGUCGAUGAAAUGGAUAGUUUAUCACCUAUAACUGCUUGUCAUAUUGCUGAUCUUGCAAAUGAAGAUACACCACAAAUUUAUGUAACAUGUGGUCGUGGACCUCGAUCAACACUUCGAAUUCUUCGUCAUGGUUUAGAAGUAACUGAAAUGGCUGUUUCAGAAUUACCUGGUAAUCCCGAUGCUGUUUGGACUGUAAAAAGACGAGCUGAUGAUCCAUAUGAUGCAUAUAUUGUUGUUUCAUUUAUUAAUGCUACAUUAGUUUUAUCAAUUGGUGAAACUGUUGAAGAAGUUACUGAUUCCGGUUUUCUUGGUACAACACCAACAUUAUCAUGUAGUCAAUUAGGUGAUGAUUCAUUACUUCAGAUUUAUCGUGAAGGUAUUCGACAUAUUCGAGCUGAUAAACGUGUUAAUGAAUGGCGUGCACCAGGAAAAAGAACAAUUACUAAAGCAGCUGUUAAUCAACGACAAGUUGUUAUUGGUUUAACUGGUGGUGAACUUGUUUAUUUUGAAAUGGAUGCUACCGGUCAAUUGAAUGAAUAUACUGAAAGAAAAGAAAUGCCAGGUGAUAUUAUUUGUAUGGCUUUAGGUUCAGUACCUGAAGGUGAACAACGUUCACGUUUUCUUGCUGUUGGACUUUCAGAUCGUACCGUUCGAAUUAUAUCACUUGAUCCUCAAGAUUGUUUAAAUCGAUUGAGUAUGCAAGCAUUACCAGAGGCACCUGAAUCUUUAUGUAUCGUUGAAAUGAAAACAACUGAAGGUGGUGUUAUUGUUGAUACAACUAGUGGUCGUGAACAACAAGUCGGACCAACUGGCACCUCAUUUUUAAAUAUUGGUUUACAAAAUGGUGUACUUCUAAGAAGUGUUCUCGAUUCAGUCACAGGUGAUAUGUCGGAUACUAGGACGCGUUAUAUUGGUUCAAAGCCAGUGAAAUUAUUUCGAAUUUUAAUGCAAGGAAAUGAAGCUGUAUUAGCUAUGUCAAGUCGUACAUGGCUUAGUUAUACGUAUCAAGGUCGUUUUCAUUUAACACCCUUAUCUUAUGAAUCUCUUGAACAUGCAUCGGGUUUUGCAUCUGAACAAUGUCCAGAAGGUAUUGUUGCUAUAGCUGGUAAUACACUUCGAAUUUUAACAUUAGAAAAACUUGGUGCAAUAUUUAAUCAAGAAAUUCGUAAACUUAAAUUGACACCACGUCGUUUUAUAAUUCAUCCUGAAAUGAAUUGGCUUUAUUUAAUUGAAUCUGAUCAUGCAUCAUAUACAGAAAUAAGUAAACAACAAAAUCGUGAACAAAUAGGAAAAGAAAUGAUUGAUGCAGCUGAUGAUGCAGAUAAAGAAGCUGUACGUGAAGUAGCUAAUGCAAUGUUAUCAGAAAAACUUCCUGAAGAACUAUUUGGUGCACCAAAAGCAGCUAAUGGUAUGUGGGCAGCACAAUUACGUGUUAUGGAUCCAAUUAGUGGUGAUACAAAAUUUGUUUAUGAAUUUGACCAAAAUGAAUCAGCUGUUUGUUUAAGUUUAAUGCGUUUUGAUACUCGACCAGCAGAUACAUUUUUAUUAGUUGGUGUUGCACGUGAUCUUACUCUUUCACCACGUUCACAUCUGGGUGGAAUGAUAUAUUGUUUUCUUGUAUUAGAGAAUGGCGAACGACUUCAUUUUAUUCAUAGAACUGUAGUAGAUGAAAUUCCAACGGCUAUAUGUCCAUUUCUUGGACGAGCUUUAGUUGGUGUUGGAUCUUGUUUACGUAUUUAUGAAAUUGGCAAAAAGAAAUUACUUAAAAAAUGUGAAAAUAAAAACAUUCCAAAUCAAAUAGUUACGAUACAUUCAUUGGGUAAUCGUAUAUUUGUAACUGAUGUACAAGAAAGUAUGCAUAUUCUUCGUUAUAAAACAAUGGAAAAUCAAUUAGUUGUAUUUGCUGAUGAUACAUGUCCACGUUUUACUAUUGCUUGUUGUUUAUUAGAUUAUAGUACUGUAUGUGUAACUGAUAAAUUUGGUAAUAUUGCUAUUUUACGUGUUCCUGUUGAUGCAAAUGAUGAUGUUGAAAUUGAUCCAACGGGAAGUAAAGGUUUAUGGGAUCGAGGUCUAUUAAAUGGAGCAUCAAAUAAAUGUGAUUUACUUGCUCAUUUCUAUGUUGGAGAAAUGGUUACAUCUGUUCAACGAGCAACAUUAAUUCCUGGUGGAUCAGAAUCUCUGGUUUAUACGACAUUAUCAGGUUCAAUAGGUGUACUUAUACCAUUUGCAUCAAAUGAGGAUUAUGAUUUUUUUCAACAUCUUGAAAUGCAUAUGCGAGCUGAAUAUCAAACAUUAGUUGGUAGAGAUCAUCUUGCUUUUCGAUCAUAUUAUUAUCCAGUUAAGAACGUCCUUGAUGGCGAUCUUUGUGAACAAUAUAAUCACCUUGAUAUAAAUAAACAGAAAAUGAUUGCCGAAGGUCUUGAUCGAACAACAAGCGAAGUCGCUAAGAAACUUGAAGAUAUUCGUACACGCUUUGCUUUCUAG